AUGUCUGGCCGGGGCAAGGGCGGCAAGGGGCUCGGCAAGGGCGGCGCCAAGCGCCACCGCAAGGUGCUGCGCGACAACAUCCAGGGCAUCACCAAGCCGGCCAUCCGCCGCCUGGCUCGGCGCGGCGGCGUCAAGCGCAUCUCGGGGCUCAUCUACGAGGAGACGCGCGGCGUGCUCAAGGUCUUCCUGGAGAACGUCAUCCGCGACGCCGUCACCUACACGGAGCACGCCAAGAGGAAGACGGUCACGGCCAUGGACGUGGUCUACGCCCUCAAGCGCCAGGGUCGCACCCUCUACGGCUUCGGCGGUUAA
Melospiza melodia melodia is the source of this 312-nucleotide messenger RNA. Its product is annotated as histone H4. Gene Ontology annotation, biological process: nucleosome assembly. Lineage: Eukaryota; Metazoa; Chordata; Aves; Passeriformes; Passerellidae. The transcript has a single exon. Gene Ontology annotation, molecular function: protein heterodimerization activity; structural constituent of chromatin; DNA binding. Gene Ontology annotation, cellular component: nucleosome. The record is from RefSeq and is a predicted model, not a curated record. The coding region runs from base 1 to 312 and encodes 103 amino acids.